AUCGGUGGUUAUCGUGUUUUGUGUGUGGUUUGUUGGGUGGUUGUUUUAAUCGUGUUUUAUCGGUGGGGACGAAGAAGGAGAACAUUAUUAUUAAAGGUAUUGGCAGUGGUUUAAGUUUACAUAAGUCCAACGCAAAAUUUAACCCAAAAGAGGUAAACGAAAACGGAUGAUGAGAUAAGUCUCUGGAACGCAAAACGUUUGCUAUGUCUGUUCUGAAUGAAAUCGAGAGGACUGCUCUCGGGUGCUUUAUCAUAUGGGGUUAGAUAUCUGGUUAUGUACAUUCAUAAGCAAUUUCUUUUUUUUCCGCUUUCAAGGGACCUUACAAUUAGCUAACUCACUUAUCAAUAAGUAUUGGGGCCUCCCAUUCGCCUGCAAUCUAGAGCUAUAUGUUUUUCUCUUUACCAUAUUAUUUAUGUAAUUUUUAUUUAUAUGUCUUCAUCACUCAAGUUGCAGGCGAAGUAGGGAGUUUUAAGAUUAAUGCGAAAUAAAUACAAUUUGCUUUUGGAAGAAUUCUCGAAUUCAUGUCGGCUUUGCCAUUGUUUUUCUUAUGGCCGGUAAGUAUAGUAAGGUGUCACAACAAUUGUUUCGACUUCCUCAGCUAGCUUUAACACUCCUUUCUUUUCUGGUUUUAAAAACAAAACUAAAGGAAACAAAAAACUAAGUUUUAUGUGUGUGAGCAAGAGAUAGAAAGAGAUAGAGAGAAGUGUAGGAAACGAAAAGUGAUUGAACUGCUGGGAAUGCAAAUUUCGGAUUUGACUUUUUUUUUUGUUUUUUGCAUUGGUGGCGGAUAUAUAAUUUACAGAUCGAUAGAGAUGAGGACUUCUUUCGGAGAAGAAUAAUUGACCAAUUUCUGGCCGCCAUUUAUGAUUUUUUUUGCUUUAGCCAAUCAAAGUUCGCUGCAGAUUUCGAUAUCGAAUUAGAAUUGUAUUGACUGAUAGGUAGGAUUUUAACGAUGACCACUUAAUCGAUAUUUAUCAAAAUGUUAUCGCUCGACUGACUGACUGACUGACUGACUGACUGUCUGACUGUCUGACUAGUUAUGGCUGAGAAAUCAAAAGAAAACACAGAGUUAAGAGGAAGAGAGACCUGUGAAAUUUCGAUAAUGGCUUGGUUCAGAAUUGAUUUGAUUUAAAAUCGAAUGCAGAUUGAUUGGCUGAGUGGUUAAGUGAGUGGUUUAGUUGUUGAAUUGAAAUUUGGAGUGGUUGUUCGUUUGUGGCGGCUUUAGCGAGGUGAGUUUCGUGAGCUGAGCUGUGGUGAGAGACAUACUUUAAGAGGUGAAUACUGAAUACUGCAGUGAUCAGUGAUUAGUGAUCAGUGGUCUGUGAUAGUGGUGAGUUCUUAACUUGGGUGCCACUUUGUGGUGAGUUGUGAUCUGUGAUCUGGGUGGUUGAGUGGUGUCUUUUGUGGUAAAGUGGCAGAGUGGUGGUUGUGUGGUAGAGUGGUGAAGUUGAGAACGCGAGAGCGAGCGGAGCAGAGAUAGAGUGAGAUCGAGUGAGAUCAUGUUCUUUCAAGUGCUCGUCGUGGCAAUCCUGUUUUGGGCCAGCUCCUUCUGGCUGCAGCGUCGCUAUCUAAAUGCCCUGGAGUGUCUGUUUGCCUGGAUCGCCAAACAGUUGGCGAUAGCUGGCCGGAAGCGGGCUCGCGACGAGCGCAAACAGCUGACCAAGAAGUGGAUUUUGCCGGGAAUGAAGGAGCAAAACGACUCUGGAUCCGAGAACCCAAGGCAACGUGACAGGGGUGAUGGCGUGAAUAUGCUGCUCUCGCCGCCGAUGAAGAAUCGCCUAAACGUACGUGUGGAGGAGUGUUGUGAUCUGAUCACCUCUGGCCUCGCCUUGGUGUUGGAGGACGAGGUGACCCAGCGGUUUGUGGCCGCACCAGCACCAGCUGGCAAAUGGAAUCUGCUGACGCGCAAUUUGCGACAGAGGAAGCGAUAUCUUAACUGGCAAUUGAGAUUGGUCUGGCUACUCGGCUGGCUAAUCCGCUAUGCAUUGCUUGUGCCAAUGCGAACCGCUGCCUGCUGUCUGUGCCUGUUCAUGAUCAGCGGACUAACGCUGCUGUUGGGCCACCUGCCCGAUUGGCAUUUCAAGAAACAGCUGGUGGAGUUGGUACUGCGCCAGUGCUUUUGCAUCACAGCCGGUUGUUUGCCCAUGAUCCGUCGAUUCCACAACAGGGAGUAUCGACCCACUAGGGGCAUUUGUGUGUGCAAUCAUACCAGUCCCUUGGAUGUCCUUGUGCUGAUGUGCGAUGGCAAUUACUCGCUGACGGGACAGGUGCAUGAUGGUAUUUUGGGAAUCUUUCAGAGGGCCCUCUCCCGGGUCUCCCAUCACAUGUGGUUCGAUCGCCGUCAGCUGAAUGAUCGUGAGGGCCUGGGUUUGGUCCUUCGAAUGCAUUGCUCGGCAAAGGAUCGACCGCCGGUUUUGCUCUUUCCCGAGGGAACCUGCAUCAACAACACCGCCGUGAUGCAGUUCAAGAAGGGCAGCUUUGCCGUCAGCGACAUUGUCCAUCCAGUGGCCAUUCGAUACGAUCGCCGUUUUGGAGAGGCCUUCUGGGACAGCGCCCGGUACUCGAUGCUCCGGUACAUGCUGAUGGUGGUCAGUUCAUGGUGCAUCUGCUGCGAUGUCUGGUACAUGGCACCGUUUAGCCGCUGUGCGGAUGAGUCGCCGGUGGAGUUUUCGAAUCGCGUGAAGGCCGCCAUUGCCGCACAGGCGGACAUCGACGAUCUGCCCUGGGAUGGCAACCUGAAGCGCUGGAGUCCAGUGAGGGAUUGGCAGUAGUCCACCUGACAUCAUACCAACCGAUUCGUUCCCCAAGAAAUACCAAGCAUACGCACACACUUAUCAUUGCUCCCAAGUAUCUUGUAUUUUUAUAAUCAUGUAAUACAAGACAACAGAAUUGUAAUAAACAACAUAUUUUCGAGGGUUGAUAAAGAAAAUGUAAAAAAAAUA
This is a messenger RNA of Drosophila elegans, 2942 nucleotides long. RefSeq names its product glycerol-3-phosphate acyltransferase 3. Gene Ontology annotation, cellular component: endoplasmic reticulum. The transcript has 2 exons. The record is from RefSeq and is a predicted model, not a curated record. Gene Ontology annotation, biological process: triglyceride biosynthetic process. The coding region runs from base 1500 to 2771 and encodes 423 amino acids. Gene Ontology annotation, molecular function: glycerol-3-phosphate O-acyltransferase activity. NCBI's taxonomy places the organism in Eukaryota, Metazoa, Arthropoda, Insecta, Diptera, Drosophilidae.